This is a messenger RNA of Bursaphelenchus xylophilus (pine wood nematode), 513 nucleotides long. NCBI's taxonomy places the organism in Eukaryota, Metazoa, Nematoda, Chromadorea, Rhabditida, Aphelenchoididae. The record is from the annotation of a GenBank genome assembly.
AUGAGAGGUCGGAUUUUUACUGGGUUCAAAAAUGGCGGAUGGUUUUUGACUCUCAACAGUCCAACUCCUGCAAUUCUGGUGGUUGUAGGCCUGCUGGAUGUUGAAAUAUUUCUCAUCCGCGAACAGGACCUUCUCUCAUCGCUGAGCUGCGGCGCGACGGUUGAGUUUUCGACAUUUUUUGAGCCGUACUUGCUUGUAGUGUUCCGUGAGGCGCUAAGCUUUUUGGAGCUUGUAAGACUCACUCUACGGUACAUUGAUCACCAUUCGUCGAUCCGUUGUUCCCUUGAUGCCGGUCUCCCGGGCAAUUUUCUUCAUGGACACCAUCAGAUUUUGCUUCACUCGCUUUCUGAUGAUCUCAAGGUUGGCAGAAGUCUUCAAGAUGCGCUUCCUUCUAAUUCCUGGACACUUACCACCAUGGCCAAGCUCGUUGAGUCGUUUGAUGGCUUUUCGUAUGGCAGGUUUUCCUACACCGACCAAUUUAGCAAUCUUUUACUGUCCUUUUUCUUUCCGUGA